GGGAGAUGAUGGACCACGGCCGCCAGGGCCGCCAGCGGGCCUCUGAAACUAUCCGCAAGCAGAAGCGCAAGGAGCUGGAUGCGCGGCGAAGCAAGUGCCGCAUCCGUAUCGGCAGCCACCUGGAGCAGUGGUGUCAGCUGAAGGAGCAGCUAGGCUUCUCUUUGCACUCCCAGCUGGCCAAGUACCUGCUGGACAGGUACAGUUCACAAGGCUCAGUUCCAAAAACAGGACAGGAUAGCUCCAGAGUUGUUUCCGAGCCUCUUCCUCCUGAUGCUCUGCAGCACCUCGUCGUCCUUUCUCACAAUCACAGCCAGGAAUGUGGCUUCAUCCCUAACGUGAAGCCCUCGUUUCUGGAGCAGAAAGAAGUCCUAAGCAGCAUGGUAUGGGAGUGCCUGGCCGGUCACACCUUCUCUUGGAGCCCCCCCACCUCGCAGACGUGCCCCCCGUCCCCCUGCAAGGCAGCCUCCAGGUGUCCAGAGGAGAAAGCCGUGCGUUCCAAGCCCAGCCCCCCGCCCACCCGCGUCAUCCGGCGCCGGCGUUCCCUCCGCAGGGCGGCAGCAGCCCAUGCCUUUUCCUUAGCGCUCGCUUCGAACUCACCAAGCCCAGUGGACGAGGCAGAGCCAUCUUCCAAAGAGGAUGGGGAGGGCGGUGCGGACGGAGAGAGAACGGCAUGCCUCUCUCCUGGCAGCGGAGCCGUCCUUGGCGAGGAGGCGGGAUUGCUGAGCGGCCAGAACCCCGAUGAGACAGCGACUCCCUCCGAAGAGAUUCCAGCUGCUGCCACGGAAGUCACAGAACCUGAAAGCACUUUGCCUCCACCAGAGGAGACGCCAGAGUCCGUGCCUGACCAACCAGAGCAGGAAGAUGACGAAAGAGAGGAAGACAAUCUGGCAUAUACAGAUGACCUGCAAGAUGAGAAUUAUCACCCUUCCCUGGACAGUUGCAAGAAGCGGGCACAGCCUGGUGAUGAGGAUGUGGCCCAGAUUGGUCCAAAGAGAAUCAGGAAGGCAGCCAAGCGAGAGAUCCUCCUCUGCGACUACGAUGGCUGUGGGAAGAUCUUCUCCAACCGCCAAUAUUUGAAUCACCACAAGAAAUACCAGCACGUUCACCAAAAAACGUUCACCUGCUCUGACCCCAGCUGCGGCAAGUCCUUCAACUUCAAGAAGCACCUUAAGGAGCACGAGAAACUGCACAGCGAUAAAAGGGACUACAUCUGUGAGUUCUGCGCCCGCUCCUUCCGAACGAGCAGCAAUUUGAUCAUCCACCGGCGAAUCCACACUGGAGAAAAACCCUUACAGUGUGAGAUCUGUGGGUUCACCUGCCGCCAGAAGGCCUCCCUCAACUGGCACAUGAAGAAGCAUGACGCAGACUCCUUCUACCAGUUCUCCUGCGACCUCUGCGGGAAGAAGUUUGAGAAGAAAGACAACGUCACCGCGCACAAGAGCAAGAGUCACCCUGAGGUGGCCGCCGGGCCUCCGCAGCCUGUGCAGGAACCCCCGGCUCUGAGCCACCCGCUUGCUAUGGAGCCGUUGGGAAACCCCGUCCAGAGCCAGCCUGGCAACCCACAGAGGAGGACCGAGGAGUCCGCCCUCAUCAUCGCAGUCACUAUCGAGUAAUUGGGCCGUGCCAAUCGAGAAGCAAAAGGGCGGAGAGGAUUCCUGGCAAAUCCUGUCGGCGACAGAAAUGGACUCCGGCGUUUGGUUCGCAGUCACAGAAGGAUGCAAGACUGAGACCCCAGGAAGGGGUCUGGAAAGCCCCGACCCCAGGAAGCAA
This is a messenger RNA of Lacerta agilis (Sand lizard), 1770 nucleotides long. It is a transcript of the gene ZNF692, whose product is annotated as zinc finger protein 692. Gene Ontology annotation, molecular function: RNA polymerase II cis-regulatory region sequence-specific DNA binding; DNA-binding transcription factor activity, RNA polymerase II-specific. The transcript has 10 exons. The record is from RefSeq and is a predicted model, not a curated record. Gene Ontology annotation, cellular component: nucleus. NCBI's taxonomy places the organism in Eukaryota, Metazoa, Chordata, Lepidosauria, Squamata, Lacertidae. Gene Ontology annotation, biological process: regulation of transcription by RNA polymerase II. The coding region runs from base 6 to 1613 and encodes 535 amino acids.